GAAUACAAUCCGACAGUGCCUCACUGCUCUUUGGCGACCCUCAUAGGACUGUGUAUAAGGAUUAAGAUCCUGCGGUCGCUGCACCAUCCCGUGAAACUGGAUAUUUAUAUCAAAAAAGGCGCACAUACAACUGAAGAUGAAAUCAACAAACAGAUCAACGACAAGGAGCGUAUUGCGGCCGCAAUGGAGAAUCCAAAUUUAAGGAACCUUGUUGAGAACUGUAUCGCAGACGAAGAAUAGAAGUUUACUAGAAAAACUUUAGAGUAGUUACCAUGGCACCGGACGCAGCAUUCUCAAACCUCAGUGACAAGAACGAAUUUACUAAGUUCACUAGAUUCCUCGCCUAUAAAGGCGUUCAGGUCAUAGUAGAAUCUAGGAAAGGAGUAAAAAUUGAGCUGACCAGUAAGCCACUAACUUCGGACUCUGAUUGGUUCAAUCUCCAAAUACCAGACUCGCCAGAAGUCAACCAAGCUACGAAAAAUGCUCUGCCAUCUGACAGAGUACUGGAAACCAUACGAUCACAGUUGCAUGUUGAAAUAUCAGUGCAAACUGAAGAUGGUGAUGAAAUGGUACUGGAACUGUGGACUUUGGGACUUGAUGAGACACAAUUUGAUACUUCUCUCAAAGCAAUGAACACUGUUUAUUUCCGAAUGGGCAUACUUUUAAAGUCCUUAAUAACUAUCACAAGGAUAACGCCAGCCUAUCAUUUAUCACGAAAACAACGAAUGGAAUCUUUCACUAUAUUCUACAGGGUAUAUAAUGGAGAACCUAAAGUUAAAUCAUUAGGAGAUUCUGUGAAAAACAUCCAAGCUGGAACUCUUAAAACUCCUCUAGGAGGCCUAUGUUUUUCCGUUGCUUACAGAACCAACUUCUCAAUAUCACCCAAUCGAACAGAUAAGAGUAAGACCUUACUUUUAAAGAGUGAUCACUUUGAACUGAGUCCUAAGCACGUAAUAUUUGAGUGCAAAAAGAAAAAAGAACAGAAAGACAAAGAAUACAAGCCAUUAAAACAAGUGGACCUGAAUAAACCAUUACGGUUAGCUGCUUUUGUUGAUGAAGAAGUUAUUCAGAGAGCUAUAGAGGAGUUCUUUAAAAAGAUGCCUAUCCCCAGGUUUAGGCAGAGGGAGAGGCCCAGAGUCAAAACGCCCCCUAAAGUAUACCCCAUAGAAUCAAAGAGCACACAGGACUUGGACACAACUAUUCUCUCAAAGAGUCCAACAUCUUUUGAGAUGCCUCCUAGAAAAUUUGCCGGUUUCAGAAGCGAAACAGAGCCCCCAUUGAAAUUGCUUCAAUUUCCUUUCGCUGACAACCACCCCAUUAGAGAUUUAGCGGAGUUUUACAAAGAUUUCUUUAAUGCUCCUCACUUGAAGUUAGCUGAUGAGUUGGCCUCUAUUAAGAGCUCUGAAUCGGUUAAGGAAAAUAUUGAAACCAAUGAUGAUUUAUCUAAAGACUUGGAAUUGUAUGAGAGUUCCGUGCAAGAGUUUGACGAUCUUUUAGCUGAGAUGUGUCGUUCGGCAGAAUGGAGUGGGAACUAGGGAACAUUGGUGAUGGGAAAAGACUGAUAUUGAAUGGUUACUAUAAAGGUUUUAAUGUUAAGCCAGGUAUAAAUUACUUGAUGUGAAUAACAAGGUAGCAAAAAUAAUGAGUGUGUAACAGUUGCAGUCUGCUGUAAAGGUUAAAAUAUAUAUAAAAUUCAAGAACUGCAUUUGUUU
Molecule: messenger RNA, 1712 nt
Organism: Cydia amplana
Lineage: Eukaryota; Metazoa; Arthropoda; Insecta; Lepidoptera; Tortricidae
Product: MIP18 family protein galla-1
Exons: 2
Coding region: 273-1535 (420 amino acids)
Biological process (GO): protein localization to phagophore assembly site; piecemeal microautophagy of the nucleus; autophagosome assembly
Cellular component (GO): cytosol; Atg1/ULK1 kinase complex; phagophore assembly site
Source: RefSeq, a predicted model, not a curated record